Molecule: messenger RNA, 2145 nt
Organism: Nematostella vectensis (starlet sea anemone)
Lineage: Eukaryota; Metazoa; Cnidaria; Anthozoa; Actiniaria; Edwardsiidae
Product: melanocortin receptor 3
Exons: 1
Coding region: 621-1592 (323 amino acids)
Biological process (GO): G protein-coupled receptor signaling pathway
Cellular component (GO): membrane
Molecular function (GO): G protein-coupled receptor activity
Source: RefSeq, a predicted model, not a curated record
UAAAGGUGACAGGUGAAGUUGUCGACGUUGCUCCGAGUUACAUGGUUAUAAGCUUUGAAAGGUUUCUUCCACUAAGAAUUGCGAAAAAUUAUCCCAAAUUUUGGCCAUAAGCGCCUAAACAAGUUUAUCUAUGGAAGCUUGAAUCACGUUCAUCACGGCUUAAGAUAUUUAACUUUGAAAUUUCACUUGGACCAUCAAAAAUGUUUAGCUCCAAAGCUGUAUUGAGCUGAAAGACCGAUUGAGCUGCCGAAUCAUUUCAAGCAGCCAAAUCAUUUCAUCUGGAUUGGCUUUUCCACUUGGUAAAGCAAAAAGAGCUGGACUAUUAUUUCGUCCUCAGGAACUAAGCGCAGUGAGCUGAAAACCGCCAGAUGGCCCAAAAGACCACCAAAUUGCAUCUUAUUAUACUCAAUGGCAUUGCUGUAUCCAAGAACGGAAGAUCUUCACAGUUUUUCUUUGGAUUCAACUAGGCUCUUAUUUCUUUUACUGUUCCUGGCAUGAGCGCUUUACAAACCUUAUCUUUCUGGGAGUACGGCGAACGACAGCUAUACCAAGAUACCCAAACAGAUUUUUUCGACUGCAACGCUUAAGAAAUAAAAUUAAACAAUUCAACCGAAGUCAAAAUGGACUUCAACUAUUCAUGUGACAGCUUUCCCGGAUGGGCAAGUUAUGCAGUUAGUCUACAAAAUAGUACAUAUUUUCUUGUAACGAUGUUUGGAACUCUCACUCUCCCUUCAAUCUUCUUCAACGCCUUAAUCUUGAUAACAUUAGCCAGGAUAGGGUCACUGCAAACCCCUUCAAACUUGUUCCUGUGUAAUCUCGCUGUGUCGGAUCUUGGUGUUGUGCUAAUAUCCCAGCCGGUAGGGUACGCAUGGAAGCUCCUAGAAUUCCUAAGCCCUGACACACAAAAUACUUGUGGCAUCGCUAACGUAUUUCUUAUUACCGCUACUUUAUUUUACGGUGUCUCCCUACUUACGAUAACUUGCGCGAGUAUAGACAGGUACCUUGCUCUGUACCUACACCUGAGCUACAACUCCACUGUAACUUGCAAGCGUGUUCUGGUCGUAUGCGGAGGGAGCUGGCUGUUAAUGGCAUUCAUAUCUGUUAUCACUUCAUUUGGUGUUCACGCAUUUCACAUUGCUGCAGCCAUUUUCAUAACAAUUUGUCUUCCCAUUAUGGCGUUCUGUUACUACAAGAUCUACAAAGUGCUCAAGUAUCACCAUGUAAAGAUCAACCAAUCAUUGCCGUCCGCAGAAGGAAGGGUACCGAACCUCUUGCGUUACAAGAGGUCUGUUAUCGGGCUCUUUUACGUCCUUGUCCUAAUGGUUGUUUCAUUUGCUCCCUUUGGUUGCGUCGCUGCUGUGUUUGAAAUAAUCGGUCUAUCUGAGUCAUUGGUUCUAGCUUGGAACGUGACUGCCUGCUUAGCGUAUGUGAAUUGUAUUCUUAACCCAUUGAUAUAUUACUGGAAAAUGAGGGACCUGCGCAGUAGUGUCAACCAAACGGUAUCCCUUAUUUGCACUCGCCGUUCGCUUCGGCAAAUCCAUCCGAUACGUAGUGCAUGGACGGUUGAUCAAAGUAACUCCCGAACAGCUUAAAAAUUACAGCCAAGGUGUAGACCUACAAGGAUGUACGCCUGCUGGAUCCAGAGAAUUAAAUCAACAAAAUAUUGAGAUGGUAUCCUUUGCGCCUCUAUGCAAACAGAGAAAUUUCGCUGACUUUUUAAGCGUUAGUCCUUUGUCGGAAUCGGGAUUAGGCGCUAAUCUAAGGCCUAAGUCAAUCCGUCUUUCAGGAACUGGCCCCUGGUGGUUGCCUAGAUGUGUCAAAGCCAUUGAGUCAAAUCACUUGACUUUUCGACUCGCGCUUAAAAAAACACAGAAAUGGCUUCACCUGUCACGCGGAGGAGUGACGAAAGAAAAUGAAAUCUUUUUAUGAAAAUAGGGCCGCUCUGAAAUUUUCUGGCUGAUUCCUAUGCGCUGAAUAAGUUACUUUUUGCUGAUGUUUUUGACGCCAGAAGCCGGGGCGCGCACGAAUCCAUAGCUAAGAAUGCUCAUUGUCCUCUUGACAUUUUCUCCUUAAGCUCGACGGAUCGAAUGAACACGUUUAAAGCUCCCGCGCUCCGAAUUCAAGCGUUGUGAUUGGUCAGCAUUU